GGGACAGAAAGAAAGAGAGACUACUCGAAUACGCCAGAGCCGCGCGAGAGAGCUUGAGUCUCGCGCCUCCGGCCGCCGACGAUGGAGGACAGCUACACGGUGCACCGGCGGCGCAAGGCCGCGGCUCGACGCCGCGAGAAGACACCCGAGCCUACACGCGCCGAUGCCGCAGUCGAGGGACUCGACGAGGACGAGGUCGACGGCAAAGCCGAGAGUCUCGAGACGAAGGAAGAUUUGCCAACCGAGGAACCGCCAACGCCAGCAACAGCAGUAGCAGAAGUAACACCAGCGACAACGCCAAAAAGUGAGAUGGACGAGGAAGAGGAGCGUCGUGCGAGGAUGGAACGGAUGGUUGAGGACACGGAGCGCAUGGAGAUGAUGGCCGAGGAAGAACAGCAGCGGCCGAGGUCCAGACCGAGACAGCUCGAAGCUGAGGAACAGCCCAAACAGGCCAGGGCCAGAUCACCUGCUGUCAACAGGCCGGAAGCCGAGGACAGUACUCGAGCACGUGCCGCUGCGUCACCACCGAGAAAACCCGAUACCAGCGAGGAAAUUCCGCCGACGAAGACAUCCAGGAGACCGCGAGAGUCUAGUGAAGGUACUGAGCUCAGGAGGAGGAUGGGCUCACCCGAAGCUGCCAAAACACGCGCCGCUAGACACCUGUCGCCAUCCACGACGGUGCCGGAAGAAGAGCAACAAGAGCUUCAACGAACCUCCAGCAAGAAACGCGUUAGCAGUCGUCAACGUCACCAGAAUCCCUCUGACGAAGAAGAGCCACCUCCACCACCACCGCCAACAGCCCACAGAUCUCGUAGAUCACCUUCGCAGCCGGUGAAGAAACAGAUCAUCCCACUUAGCGACGACAGUCUGAUAGAGGAUGUGGCCAGAGCCAAAAGGGCCUAUGCCCACCGUGAGCCUAGCGAUGACUACGAGUACGAGGACGAGGAGGAAGAUGAGGACGAGGAGUACAUAAGACCUAGACGCAAGAGGGAGACUACCGUGAGAAAGAGGAAGACCAGUGUCAUGCAUACCGAUCAAGAGAAAGAAGAGAUCAGGAAGAAUGUGAACCAAACGUCUUCCUGGUGGUCCUGGAUUCCAUUCUUCGGUAGGAGGCAGAAGGUGGAGGAAAUGAUUGAGGAAAGUGGGAAAGAGAAGAAGAAAAAGGGCAAGGAGAAGGUUGACGACGAACCGCCCCCAAAAGCAUCGAAAAGCAAACUGGAGAAGACUGCAUCAACAACUGCCGAACCAGAAAAGGCCACGAUCCGUGACUUCUUCCGCUCGAUCAGCGACAUCAACGGCGAGUUCAACGAGUUCUGUCGCCAGAAUCCUCGAGAGGUCCAGAUACUCUGCGAACUACGAAAUCUCUGCAUCGUCGAGACCGUCCUCACCAUCAUAGUAUGUGGACUAGGUGCCUUCGCUUUUCGCUUCACCGAAGGCGCUUUCGAGCAGUUCUACAAGUGUGGUGUCAAGCGAGUCAAGAGGGACUUUCUGGACAGUCUCUGGAACUUCAGUCACAACAUGAAGGAAGACGACUGGAAGAGCAUGGCCAGAAGGAAGCUCAUGGACUUUGAGGAACAGCUUCACGCCGCUCACGAGGCUGGUGUUCAGACCUACAGUGGACAGAAGAGUUGGACUUUUUUGAACUCGAUGGUCUACUGUCUGACUGUCAUCACCACCAUUGGUUACGGGCACAUCUCGCCGAGCACGACGACGGGCAGAGCGCUGACUAUAGUCUACGCGAUAUUCGGCAUUCCAAUGUUCCUCAUCGUCCUGGCUGACUUCGGCAAAUUAUUUACUAGAGGUAUAAAGUUUCUCUGGGCCUUUGUGCGCAGACUGUACUACACCGGAAGUUGCCGCAAAGUCAGGAGAACCGUUCAGAUGCAAGAGAUGAUGAAGGGCGUACAGAUGGUGUACGACCUGGCAACGUUUAGACGUCCUUCGCAGAUGACUCCAGAGGAACUGCAGGAGAUACAGCGUCAGCAGCAAACUGUCCUAAGCCUCGAUGGUAACACGCAAGUUCAACAACAACCUGAGUCACCGUCGACGCCAGCCAUGUCUACCUUUGAAAUAGAUGACGAAUUCAAUUUGCCGAUUUCCGUCGCUAUCACCAUACUGGUUGUUUACAUCUUCAUUGGAGCUACGGUCUUCAACAUCUUCGAAGACUGGACGUUUUUCGAGAGUUUCUACUUUGUCUUCAUAUCUAUGAGCACCAUCGGCUUUGGUGACUUCGUGCCAAUGGAACCUCUGUACAUGAUGCUGUCGAUAGUAUACUUGAUCUUCGGUCUUGCGCUGACGUCUAUGUGCAUCAACGUCGUUCAGGUGAUGCUGGCGGACCAGUUCAAACACGCGAGUCAGAAGAUCGGCGCGACGAUCGGUUUCCACGUCUCGGAAGAGGACGGUUCAUUGAAGCCUGGACCACCCGAACCUGUCGAAAUAGCCGAAGUUCACGGAGCAGUGGAAGAUACCAAGGAAAAAGUCGCGCCUAAAGCUAAACAGGAGGACGUCGACCUGUAGCCACCGGACGAGUCCAGCUAACGACAGACUUUACGUGAUUGUCCAUGAUAUACGUAAUGUUCUUUCAAGAGAAGAUGUAUACCAAAAUCAAAUGAGCCUUUGAGGCGAAACAGAGAUAAGAGAUGCAUGGAACACCGUCACCCAACGUCUUCAGAUAAAAUAUUGAUACCUCCAUUGGAGGAUCCACUGGGUCGGUUUCAUUUAACUUGUACUAACGGCGCAGAACAAUAACUCAUAAUCGAUAAUAAUUUUGGAGAGCUCAAGGUUUGGCGAUUACUGUUACGAUGUAAUAUAGGGUGUCUAUGCACGAUAUAUUUUUACAAACCGAUUGAGAAUACGAGUGCAGAAGCCAGAUUGCAGUGAAAGCUUUGAAUAAAAAGGAGAAAAAAUUGAGUGGAAAAAUAUUAGCUUCAUUGAUUUUAACGAACGAUGUAAAUAAAGAUGAGCAGAGGGGAUAUUUGAGAUUUGUAUAAACUAUAUUUUGAAUCGAUGAUGAUGAUGAUGAUGAUGAUUGUUUCUACUGAUACUUUAUCCAUUGACAUCAUCGGAUUUUUUUCAAAUUGUUUACCACGAACCAACGAAGAGGCUAUGUCGAAUAGUUAAAGAAAUUUUUUUUAGUUUACGAUGUACAUAGAAGAAUUUCGCGUGAGGUUUCGCUCUUAGUUCUUAGAUGCUAAUAUUGUUGUUUUAAGCUUACUUCGCUCGAUUACGUUCACCGACUCAUCGAAUUUUUAGAAUUUACGAUUGAAUUGCAUCCAUAUAUUAUACUUAAAUUCUUAAAAGGUUUCGUACUUAAUAGGCGUAUUUAUUUUAUAUAAAUUAUAAAUCUGCGAUGUAAAAAUGUAUAAAAAAGAAACUGUAAAGAAAGUCUAUAACGAGUAUCCGCGCAAAACUUGUUUUAAUAUUUAAAAUAAGGCAACUAAUUGUAUACGAUUCUUUUGCAAACUAAUAAUAUAAUGUACUAUUAAUUUGAAAAGCUCUUAUUAACCGCAUCGUGUAAGACUUGUUUAUAAAUUUUAUAUGAUAGAACUUAUAUUAUACAUCCUAAUAAAUUUUUCUCGAAAAACAUCAACCAAAGAAAGUUUUUUAAUACUUGAUAAAUAUAAUUACGUAUAGCGACUAUUUUUCCAAGCUCAGCCCACUGUUAUUUUCGGUUUCUUCAAUAACACAAUACACGGAUGCUUAAAGAGUAUGCAUAUAUGAUUCUUGAAAUCGCUGAUCAAGGCCUAGAAAAACGAAUGAGAAAGAGAGAGAGAGAGAGAGAGAGAGAGAGAGAAAGCGCAUAGGAUUCACCAGCAGCAAAUUUCGCCUCAGAAGCUGUAAUCAAUCGCAACUGAUGCUCUAAUUUUGGAACGCUCAAAAGGAGGAGCAGAUGCGGCUGUGUUUAUAGCCUCAUCUUCUUCUUCUUCGCUAAUCCUCUCCUCAUAUAUUUAUAACUAUGUAUCCUCGUCUCUCUUGUAUAUCUUCCCUCUAUAUCUUCAAAGAAGUUCUAUGUACAGCCAUAUAGUCGCCGCGAAAUAAAGAAAAGAGUCUAUUGUGAGAAAAGUAUAUGUUGGCGAGAGUUACUAAGGAACUUUGAUAAUUCGUGCCUUUUUCAAACAUGAAAGCUAAGUGGACAUAAUGGUCGCGUGAUGACGAUGAUUUCGAAUCGUGUGUCAUUAUAUACGUCGCGCAUAAAUUAUAUUGUGCAUGUGAUACAUAUACAUAAUGUUCACCUUCGACUGAGACGGUGUUGUGUAUAAGUAAUUGCGUUCGCAGUUUUGACUGUAAUUGGUGGUUUUGUUGGAUAAAUUGACGAUGGAAUAGACAAUUAGCUUAUCGUUCUGUAAUAUCUAAUAUGUACGAGGAAGUUUAGAAGUAAUAUUUAGUUUAUUCUUCUUUCUUUCUUUUUUUUCACCAAAAAAAAAAAAAUGUAUCCUAAAUCGAUAUAAGAAAAUUGAUAUUCAAAUGAUUGGUAUACAUAUAACGUAAUGAUUACAAGAGUAUAUCCUCGAAUUUUCUAGGUGAAUUUUUAUAAUCUUUUUGUAACAAAACAUAUCCCGCAUUAUAAAUAAACACUUUGAAAGAAUGAAAAUUUAUACAUAUGCAUCAGCGUGAAAACCGCCAAAUAAAGACAAAAUUGCUGUCACACAUAUAGUAUAAGAAGAAAAACAUUAUGUAUAAUUGAUAGUCUUAAGGGGUGUCCCGUUGGUCGGCCAGACAAACGAGGUGUCGUUUUCUUUCGGCACAAAAGAACAGAUUUAUCUCCGUACUUAUAUUAUAUAUACGUAUACAUCGAGAGCUGUAGCACGCAAUUUUGUUGUAUGCAUGAAGUUCAACAAUAAAAAUUAAAAAAAACAUAAAAGAGACGAUUCUUCGUAAAUUUUGCCAAACGAAGAGAGAAUUAUUAUAUUGUACAGCGAUCUAUGUACACACGAAGUGCAGUCACUUUUUUGCUAAGCACGUAUGAACAAAAUAAUUAAACAAACGGAACGCAGCAAGUUCAAGAGCUACAUAAAAGUCGCGUCGCGCUGGGAUGAGAGAAAUUGUAAAUUUAUUGUUAUAAUUAUGAACUACUGUAAUUAUAACCGUUAUUUAUUGUCCAUAAUUUUCUCGUCAAUAAAUGAUUAUUCUGAAA
Molecule: messenger RNA, 5131 nt
Organism: Nasonia vitripennis (jewel wasp)
Lineage: Eukaryota; Metazoa; Arthropoda; Insecta; Hymenoptera; Pteromalidae
Exons: 9
Coding region: 82-2514 (810 amino acids)
Biological process (GO): potassium ion transmembrane transport; stabilization of membrane potential
Cellular component (GO): membrane
Molecular function (GO): potassium ion leak channel activity
Source: RefSeq, a predicted model, not a curated record